Messenger RNA from Odocoileus virginianus texanus, 3310 nucleotides. It is a transcript of the gene TMEM109, whose product is annotated as transmembrane protein 109. NCBI's taxonomy places the organism in Eukaryota, Metazoa, Chordata, Mammalia, Artiodactyla, Cervidae. The record is from RefSeq and is a predicted model, not a curated record. Gene Ontology annotation, biological process: intrinsic apoptotic signaling pathway in response to DNA damage by p53 class mediator; cellular response to gamma radiation.
CCCUUUGCUAGCCGCCCUGCCCCCAAACAGUUGCUGGGCAGCAGCUGUUAGGGGUUUAGCGGGGGCUGCCCCCACCUGCCAGGACGCUGACUUCAUACUCCCGAGUAGCAGCUUCACCCGGUCUAGGAGCUUCCUUUCCACGCAGCUGUGGUUUUCGAGUGGCCGCUGCAUGUUUGGAUCAACUUUAAAAUAGUCCUCUCCGUACCUCUCCGUGGCUCUCCGUUGCCAUGCUCACCGCUUCUUGGCGGGCUUCUAACACUUAUUUAACAAGCAUUUAUUAGUCAUUGUUCUGUGCUAGGCGCUGGGGAUUCCAAGGAAGGUUAGCUGUCAAGUCUGAAGGGGAGGUGCUCAAAGUCUAUUGGGGAAGGCAGGCAUAAAAACUUAAGAAUUAUGCUACAGUGCAAUGAGUGGUAAGUUGGCAGUUUGUGGGCUACAACUUUCCUAUAUAUGUUUAUAGUUUACGAAGUUCUUGUAGAAACAUGUUAACUACUUGCAUUAACUCUUAACCUCGUUUGAUCCCAUUUUAGAUUUGAGGAGACUGAAACUCAGACAGGUUAAGUAAUAAAGUAGAAGGUAGUGGCUUCUAAAUUUUAUUUCUUUUGGCCGUGCUGCAGUGCCUGUGGGAUCUUAGUUUCCUGGUCGGGAUUGAGCCCACACCCCCUGCACUGGAAGCAUGGAGUGUUAACCACUAGACUGCCAGGGAAGUCCAGUAGUGGCUUCUAGUGUAUGGCAGAACUGAGCCUGGGACAGAAAAGUCUAGAGUGCUUUGUACACUGCUGCAUUUUGGGGGCUUUGCCCGAACAGUAGACUUUUCCCUGUGCUGCUGAUCAUUUGUGGCAGCUGUCCUGUUAUGCAUCAGAAAUGCGCAAGGAGCUCUGAAAACAAAAGUCUGAACCUGACUCUGGGGAGAGUCCCAGUAAAGAAGCCUCAGGGGCUGGAGGGUGUAGGUGGGACAGGGACACUCCAGCUUGAGGAGGCUCACGCCCUUCUCAUGGCAACCACAAUUGAGAACUGCUGCUCCAUGGGGGCAGUUUCUACAAUGAUGGGGAAAUCAGGACCGGCAGAAGGCACAAAAUCAGUUGCCCCUCCUGCCACGUUGUGAUUUAUAGUGCAAGAGGAAGCGACCAGGAGGAAAGAGCCUUGGCAGGGAGCCUGGGGACCGCCCCACGCUACCCUCUUAGCAAACCACAGCUAAACAUAUAGUGCCUUCUCACUACCACAGUUAAACGAAGCAGUUUCCCCAGUUCAGCCUGUCCCUGCCCGAGCCAUAUUGCUGCUGCCUAAACAAAAGCGGCAGGUCUAGUCCUGGCUUUUUGCUGCAGAACCAUGACCUGUGAGCCCAGCAGAUCCAGCCAUGGCAGGCUCAGGCAGCAGUUCGCCAUGGGGCAAGUAUCUGUUCAAAGUCGUCCUGAUGGUGCUCGUGGCCCUCCUGCUCCUGCACUCAGCAUCUUCCCAGUCACAUCGAGACUUCGUGACUCCAGGCCAGCAGAAGAGGGAGGCCCCGGUUGAUCUUUUGAGCCAGAUUGGUCGCUCUGUGCGGGGAACCUUGGAUGCCUGGAUUGGGGCAGAAAACAUGAACCUGGUUUCUGAGACAUUGGCACAGAUAAUGUGGGCCAUCUCGUCAGGCAUCUGCAUGGCCUUCUUCGUGCUGUCUGGGAUAGUUGCUCAGUUGCUGAACACCUUGGGGCUAGAAGGAGAUCACCUCACCUCGGGCCUGCAGCUCACCCCCAGCCAAGUCCAGACCUUCCUGCUGUGGGGAGCAGGCGCCCUGGUUGCCUACUGGCUGCUGUCAAUACUCCUCGGCUUGGUCUUGGCCUUGCUGGGGCGGAUCCUGUGGGGCCUGAAGCUUGCCCUCUUCCUGGCCGCCUUUGUGGCCCUGGUGAGGUCCGUGCCUGACCCCUCUACCCGGGCGCUGCUCCUCCUCGCCUUGCUGACCCUCUACGCCCUGCUGAGCCGGCUCACUGGCACCCGGGCCUCAGGGGCCCAGCUGGAGGCCAAGGUGCGGGGGCUGGAACGCCAGGUGGAGGAGCUGCGCUGGCGGCAGAGGCGAGCAGUCAAGGGGCCCCGGAACGUGGAGGAGGAGUGAGAGGGUCGCCGGACACCGCCCCCUGCAUCAUACCAAAGAGCCAAGCUGCUUCUGGGUCGCACAACCCUCCUUCCAGCCCCUUGCCCUUUCUCGCCCUGUCUCUGAACCUUUCAGACCUUUCUCUCUGCAGUCCCCUUAGCCGAUAGAGGAAGACCAUCCCCUGACUUGUCCUCAGGGGCCCUGUCCUCUGAGGUUCUCUUGUCUGGGCUUGGUUCCCACUCUUUCUCUGCUCCCAUCCUGCCUUAGCAGGACAGGUGGUUGGCAGGGGGCUCCUGCCAGCUUCUGCACCCACUCUCAGCGAACACCCCAAUCACUGCCGAUGGCCUCCAUGACUCAGCCACGACUUGCCUUCCUCCAGUGCUCUUUCCCUCCUGUCCUUCUCUACCUCUCCCUUUGCCAAGUCCCCUGCUUCCAUCCUUGUUUGUCUCUCCUCCUAGCCCUGUACUCCAACCAAACCCCAGUCCCUAAAGGCAUGCUCCUGUCCCUUUCAUUGCCCGGUGGUGGGGUUGGGGAGAGGCAGGGCCUCUGGAGCCUGAGGGCAAACAGAAGUGGGGAAGUUCCCACCUGGGGCCGGGGCUGAAACAUACCUUGAGUCUGUUACAAGUGCCUUAAUCCGAGCCAGCGGGGUUCUCCGUUUGCCUGCUGCUGCCAUACUGUAUGUAAGAAACUGCCCUGUGGCUGCUUUAUGUCAAGAGGAAAGUGGUUCCUCUCGGAUUCUUGAUUCCCCUUCAGCCAGAGCAAAAGAUGACUGCUUUGUAGGCUUGUGCCUGCAAGUAGGACCCUGCGAUGGCCGUGAGCCCCCCCCGUGGGGGUCUCAGAGACCCCGAAGGAGGAAGGAGUACUCAUCUUCCUGUCUGCACAGCUCCAGGCGGUUCUCCAUCUCUCUCUCCGUCACUGCCACCGAGGAGUCGCUGAUCAGUGGCCCAGGAGGAGUGCAACACAGACAGCAGAGAUGUACCACACAGCUCCUUAUGCUCUGCAGCUGAGAUAUCCCCACUGGUGGGGGGUGGGGGGCACUCAUUUCUUCCUCCAAGGCUCUGGUAGAGGUGGGUGGCCUCUGCCAGGCCCUGCACACGAUGUGAAGAGUAAAGAAAUGCCCAGUUCUUGCUGUUGAGGUUGAAAUGGAAUCACAGCUGCAGUGAUAUAUAUAUAUAUAUAUAUAUUUUUAUUGGCGCUUGGUUGGUUUUAAAUAAAGUGCACGCUAUUUUAUUAUCUCUUUCCGGA